Closterium sp. Naga37s-1 is the source of this 945-nucleotide messenger RNA. The record is from the annotation of a GenBank genome assembly. Lineage: Eukaryota; Viridiplantae; Streptophyta; Zygnematophyceae; Desmidiales; Closteriaceae.
AUGCCGGUCCGCAAUAACUCAAGGCCCGCCCUCACUCCCGUCGUUCACUCCCGUCGUUCUCUCUCUCCCGUCAAACUCUUUCUCCCAUCGCGCUCUCACUCCCAUCGCUCUCUCACUCCCGCAACGCUCUCACUCCCGUCGCUCUCUCACUCCCGUCGCUCUCUCACUCCCGUCGCUCUCUCACUCCCGUCGCUCUCUCACUCCCGCAACGCUCUCACUCCCGUCGCUCUCUCACUCCCGUCACGCUCUCACUCCGUCUCUCUCACUUCCGUCACGCUUUUACUACCGUCGCUCUCUCACUCCCGUCGCUCUCUCGCUUCCGUCGCGCUCUCACUACCAUCGAUCUCUCACGCCCGCAACGCUCUCACUCCGUCGCUCUCUCACUCCCGUCGCUCUCUCAUUCCCGUCGCUCUCUCACUCCCGUCGCUCUCUCACUCCCGUCGCUCUCUCACUCCCGUCGCUCUCUCACUUCCGUCGCACUCUCACUCCCGUCGCUCUCUCACUUCCGUCCCGCUCUCACUCCCGUCACCCACGCACGUCGCUCGCACAUGUCGCUCAUAUCUGCUCCUUCCCCCCUCUUCCCCCUUGCGCCCUUCCCCGUUCCUCCUCUUCCCAUCUUCCUUUCUCUCCCUCCCUUUCCCCCCUGUUCUGCCCUCCCAGUUGCUGGUGUCUCCCUCCCUUUCGCCCAAGUCCUUCCCUCCGUUUCCCCCCUUGUUCGUUGCUCCGUAUCCCCGUGUGCUGGAUCCGUUUCUCCUCUUGUCUCCAUCUUUUUCCCUUUCCGCAGCUCCCGCCCCUCCGAUUUCCCCCCUGAUAGGGUUCCUGCCGGCGGCAGCAGCAGCCAACCUCACAGAGGAAGUGGUGGUUCGCUUUGACUGCCUUUCCAACGCUCGAGAGCUCUCACGCCCACGACCACAGGCACACCACACACCCCUGACACUGAGGUAG